Ceratina calcarata is the source of this 3070-nucleotide messenger RNA. RefSeq names its product tubulin alpha chain, testis-specific. The record is from RefSeq and is a predicted model, not a curated record. NCBI's taxonomy places the organism in Eukaryota, Metazoa, Arthropoda, Insecta, Hymenoptera, Apidae. Gene Ontology annotation, biological process: microtubule-based process. Gene Ontology annotation, cellular component: microtubule. Gene Ontology annotation, molecular function: structural constituent of cytoskeleton; GTP binding. The coding region runs from base 406 to 1755 and encodes 449 amino acids. The transcript is spliced from 3 exons.
GAAUGCGCAGAUAGAGCACAGAGUACAGUACGGGCAGUAGCCGCAGUAGGCAGUACGGUGUCACACGAUUAUACAGUUCAAUGAACAGAGUAGAACGUGAAAUCAGUACGUAAUGAGACGUGAUUAGUACAAAGUUCUGAAGGCAAUUAGUCGUACACGAUUCCAGAGAUACUCAGAGAGAGGGAAGAUAUAACUGAAGGAAUUCAGUGCCGGACUCGUAAACUCGAAAUAGUAGAUACUACUUGUACACAGCCAUAAGAGAGGCCGCUGGGCGUUCUUCAGUUGCAUCAUCGAGUUUGAAUCGUUCGUUGGAGUAGCAUGUCAUAACCGUUUUCUGUGUGUGAACGCAUCUUCCUCUCAGUCAGUUGAUUACGAACUUUCACCGAGAUCGAUCUUCAUUUGAAAAUGCGCGAGUGUAUAUCCAUUCACGUCGGGCAAGCUGGUGUUCAAAUUGGAAACGCUUGUUGGGAACUUUACUGUCUGGAACAUGGAAUACAGCCGAACGGACAAAUGCCAUCCGAUAAGACGAUCGGCGAUGAUAGCUUUAGUACCUUUUUCUGCGAGACAAGUGCCGGGAGACAUGUACCCAGAGCAGUGUUCGUCGAUUUGGAACCCACCGUAAUCGACGAAGUCCGUACCGGAACAUACAAGCAUCUGUUUCAUCCGGAACAAUUAAUCACCGGGAAGGAAGACGCGGCAAACAAUUACGCUCGCGGUCAUUACACGAUCGGGAAGGAGAUCGUCGAUCUGGUAAUCGAUCGAAUACGCAAACUGUCGGAUCAAUGUGCGGGAUUACAGGGAUUCCUAAUUUUUCACUCGUUCGGCGGCGGUACCGGUUCGGGAUUCGCUUCCUUGUUGAUGGAACGUCUCUCCGUUGAUUAUGGGAAAAAAUCAAAAUUGGAAUUCGCGAUUUAUCCGGCUCCGCAAAUUUCCACAGCAGUUGUCGAACCGUACAAUUCCAUUCUCACUACACACACUACUCUCGAACACUCAGACUGCGCUUUCAUGGUGGACAACGAGGCGAUUUACGAUAUUUGCCGACGUAACUUGGACAUCGAACGACCAACUUAUACCAACCUUAAUAGACUGAUCGGACAAAUUGUUUCUUCGAUAACGGCUUCGCUGCGUUUCGACGGAGCCCUCAACGUAGAUCUGACCGAGUUCCAGACGAAUCUGGUUCCUUACCCACGAAUUCACUUCCCUUUGGUCACUUAUGCCCCGGUAAUAUCCACGGAGAAGGCGUAUCACGAGCAACUUUCAGUUUCGGAGAUCACGAACUCUUGCUUCGAGCCAGCCAAUCAAAUGGUGAAAUGCGACCCCAGGAACGGCAAGUACAUGGCCUGUUGCAUGUUGUACAGAGGAGACGUCGUUCCCAAAGACGUGAAUUCCGCGAUACAAGUAAUUAAAACGAAACGAUCGAUACAAUUCGUCGAUUGGUGUCCCACUGGGUUCAAAGUCGGUAUCAAUUAUCAACCACCCACCGUUGUCCCGGGCGGCGAUCUGGCUAAAGUACAACGCGCCGUCUGUAUGCUGUCCAACACGACCGCCAUCGCCGAAGCAUGGGCGCGCCUCGAUCAUAAAUUCGAUCUGAUGUUUGCCAAGAGAGCCUUCGUUCAUUGGUACGUGGGCGAAGGUAUGGAGGAGGGCGAAUUCUCUGAGGCUCGCGAGGAUCUUGCCGCUCUCGAGAAGGAUUACGAAGAAGUCGGAUUGGAUUCGGUCGACGCAGAGGAUGAAAACAACAGCGCCGAAUACUGACAUUAAUACUCGCCUCCAUCCCUUUUCGAAAUCCACGCACCGAUGUAUAUACAUAGCACAUGAUGUAUACCUACCUAGUAUACCUAAAUACCUACGCGUGAACAUUGAUCGUAAAGCGCAACGAGAGAUAGGGGAGCGGAAGGGAGGGGGUUCGUCAGAAUCGAAGUCGAGAAACGAUCGGAACAUGCGACAUGCAAGUUUCGCGAUUCCUUUUUUUCUCUCGUCGAUCAUUAAAUACUUGUAGAUGUACACACACUUCAUUUUCAGUUGUUUCUUAUCACUUAGCUUCGUUUCUUUUCUCUUGUUUUUAUUGCAUUACACAAAUGGGGCUGGGGAGGCAAAAUUAAAUAGCGGAUUAAAUAGUUCAGCGCGACGCUUUAACAAAUUAAAAACGUAAAAACAUUAACAGUACAAUAUAGUUUCUUAUCGUAGACGUAAUGCGAUGGCAGUCUUGAGUCCUGGAAAGAUGCUGUGAUUGUUGCACGGUUAUUUCAAUUUUUCUUAAUUUUUGCCUUCUAUCCUCUAUAUAAUUCCUAUUUCCUAUGUUCCUUAUUUUUUCCUCUUCUCUUCCUUACAUCAUUCAUUUUUUAUCAUUCGUCUUCGGUAUAUGUACUUUUUAAUUCGCUUUGCGAUCUCCGACUCUUCUGUCUCGCGUUAGAAUCUUCGUUCGAUAAUAUUGUUCUUUUAUUUGCGAUAAGCUUUUGCUCGUGGCAGUGUCUGAAAAAAGAAAACAGUAAAACAAAUUUUAAUAGAUUGCGGCUGGCGCGCAUUUUAUGUUACGCGAAUAAACGGCGAAUCGCACGCAUGUUCGAACAAUACACGCGAUCUCGUCUGACCGACGACGAUAUAGCGCAUAUACCGUCGAAGCGACUAUGAUUCUAUCCGCCUACGAGAGAUGAGUACUAAAUUUGCUGCGUUUCUAUGCGUAUUACACGGUAGCGCGUCGGCAACUCCUCUACUCUAACAAUAAGGAUGAAAAGAACGAAGAAAGAGAGACCACCUCUUGGCAUAAAAAAUCUUCAGCCUACCUUUCUUCGAGCAUCCCUUUUCCUAGUACAGUAUUUCCAGACGGUACGGUAGUGAUUGAGGGUAAAUGUCGCGAUGUAAUCUAGCUCGAGCGAACGGAAACAGCCGGGUCUACACAACUUUAUUAUAACCGUCGUACUUUUAUUAAUCUCUCGCGCGAUCACUCGUACGGGAUACAACACAGGAUGGUACACAACGUGUCAUGUUCACCAAACGGAAGUAAAACGAAUUGUAAAACAAUGAAUCAAGAUAAUAAUAAACUGAGUGCGAAUAAAGAUAUCAGUUGAAA